Molecule: messenger RNA, 2121 nt
Organism: Lactuca virosa
Lineage: Eukaryota; Viridiplantae; Streptophyta; Magnoliopsida; Asterales; Asteraceae
Source: the annotation of a GenBank genome assembly
GUCAAAAUGAUUAUUUUGUAAAGAAAUUAUAAACGAAACUAAUCUUCUAUCUACACGAGAACAAAAAGAAGAAACUAGAACACAAAGACCAGGGGGCAAGUAGAAACCCUAGUUUCAACUUUCAAGGUUCGAGACACUCUCUUCAUUUUUAGGGUUCCAAUAUCAGAUCGAUCGCAAUCGGGUUGUCUGGAAGCUUUGAUUUCGUCCGUUUUUGGAGCUUCUACUCGUACAGCUGUGUUCUGUUCGAUGGCGGAAGAUAAUAAUAGAAGAAACGGCGGCACUGGAGACGAUCGGAGCGAGACGAGUGAUUACUCAUCUGAGGACGAAGGGACGGAGGAUUACAGGCGCGGAGGUUAUCAUGCUGUUCGUAUUGGUGAUAAAUUUAAGCAUUCGAGAUAUAUUGUUCAGAGCAAGCUCGGUUGGGGUCAUUUUUCCACCGUUUGGCUCGCUUGGGACACGCAGAAAUCGAGAUAUGUAGCUUUAAAAGUUCAAAAAAGUGCUCAACACUACACCGAGGCAGCAAUGGAUGAAAUCACUAUAUUGAAGCAGAUAGCUGAGGGGGAUCCAGAUGAUCAAAAGUCUGUUGUGAAGCUUUUGGAUCAUUUCAAACACUCAGGACCAAAUGGACAGCAUGUUUGUAUGGUUUUUGAGUAUUUGGGUGAUAACCUCCUGACAUUAAUCAAGUAUUCAGAUUACCGAGGAGUCCCUCUCCACAAGGUUAAAGAAAUCUGCUUCCACAUUUUAGGGGGAUUGGAUUACUUACAUCGCCAGCUUUCCAUUAUACACACUGAUCUUAAACCAGAAAACAUUUUACUUCUAUCCAUGAUUGAUCCAGAAAGAGAUCGAACAAAAUCAGGCACACCCCUCAUCCUCUCAACAAGUAAAGAUCUUUUAGCUGACUCCGGGCCUUCUAAAGAAGUUAAGAAUUCAAACGGUGAUCUCACCAAGAACCAGAAAAAGAAAAUCAAGAAAAAGGCUAAGAAGGCAGCCCAAAAUGGUGCUGGAAGGGAAGAUCUGGAUGAAGUUGAACCAGACAAUGAUUCAAUCAAUCCUGAUUCUUGCUCUAAUGAAAAACCAAAUGGGGUGGACUCCAUUGAAGACCAUGCUUCUUCUUCAGUUGUGAAAGAUGACUCCAAGAAUCAUCCUGAUGUAAGGGAAAGGAAUCAACUUCGCGGAAGAGGGAGUCGAUCAACAAGACAAAAGCUAUUGGCUGAUGUUGAUGUUAAAUGCAAGUUGGUUGAUUUUGGUAACGCAUGUUGGACUUAUAAACAAUUUACUGGAGAUAUACAAACUAGGCAAUACAGGUGUCCAGAGGUUCUACUGGGAUCCAAAUAUUCAACCUCUGCUGAUCUAUGGUCUUUUGCUUGCAUUUGCUUCGAGCUUGCAACUGGUGAUGUCCUCUUUGAUCCUCAUAGUGGUGACAAUUAUGACAGAGAUGAGGAUCAUUUGGCUCUAAUGAUGGAACUUCUUGGAAUGAUGCCUCGAAAGAUAGCUUUAGGUGGGAGAUACUCACGUGAGUUUUUUAACAGACAUGGGGAUUUGAGGCAUAUAAGGCGAUUGCGUUUUUGGCCUUUGCAUAAGGUGCUUAAGGAGAAAUAUGAGUUUAGUGAACAAGAGGCGACUGAUUUGGCUGAUUUUCUUGUUCCUAUUCUUGAUUUUGUCCCUGAGAAAAGGCCUACAGCUGCUCAAUGCCUUAGUCAUUCAUGGUUCACUGGUGGACCUCGGGUCCUUACUCCCAAGGCUGAUGUUGUUGAUGAUGAUAACAAGAGCUACACCAUCAAAACAAGCUUCUUGAGUUGUCUGGGCUUAGCAGUUGAUAUUUUUGACCGUGGCAUGGGGAUUUUGUGCAUCAGGUUAUUGGAAAACAUUGCCAAUUUUCUUAAGGCUGUAUGCAUAUUCUUUGUACAAUUUAUGUAUUAGGGGGAUUUGCUUGGAUUGGUAUGAUUUAUGAUGAUCCCAAACCAAUUGUACAUCUUAUUGGACUGGGUCCGUGAUUUUCUUUUUCUUUUUCUUUUUCUUUUUCUUUUGCUACCAAACAAAUGAGAAUAUGCAUUAAUGCAUAUGCGCAUGUCUUAAUCUGGAUUAUUAUUAUUUUUUUAAUAUUACUUUUAUUUGCCAAUC